AUGCCACCUAAAAAGAAAGCAUGUCUCAAGCAAGACGGGGAUGUGUGCGGCGUUAUCCAGGCGUACCUGGAGAAGCAGUACAAACCCUUUGCCAUCAACGAUAUCGUAAGCAAUCUCCAGAAGGAUUACAAGUUCUCCAAGCCCGUGGUUCUGAAGGCGCUGGAUACGUUGGUGGACGAGGGGAGAAUAGUAUCAAAGCCGUUUGGAAAAGUCACCAUAUACUGCUGCAAAGAGCAAGAUCUGGAGCUUCCAAAGGGAGUUGAUGUCAAUAAAGUCACAUAUGACUUGAUCUCUGAGCUUAGAGAGGAGCUCAGGCUUCUAGAAAAAGAGAAAUCUACGCUAUUGGAGAAGAAGAAUGCCUUGUUUAGUGAGCCUGAGAACGAUAAACUUUUAGAUGUCUUGGCGACCUUACGGGAGAGUGAAAGAGAUAUAGAUGCAAAAUUAGAUGACCUAGAAAGAAAUUGGGACCCAACUAACCAAAAAGAAAUCAAUGAAUUGAAAAACUUGGAAAAAAAUCUAAAGAAAGAUCUAGCCUCGAGAAAGAAGCUAAUCAACGACCUCCUUGCAAUUAUUAAAGAGAGCGGGUUACUGAAAAAGGGUGAAACAAUGGCAGAGUUAUUGGUAUGUGUUAUGGAGAUAAAAUCGAUUUUCUAUCUUUCGCUUUUUAUCCUUAUCUCUUUGUUUUUUAUUGACAGAAUACUAACAAAACAGAAUUUUAUUUAG
Messenger RNA from Nakaseomyces glabratus, 723 nucleotides. It is a transcript of the gene HOP2, whose product is annotated as Hop2p. The record is from RefSeq and is a predicted model, not a curated record. Gene Ontology annotation, molecular function: double-stranded DNA binding; recombinase activator activity. NCBI's taxonomy places the organism in Eukaryota, Fungi, Ascomycota, Saccharomycetes, Saccharomycetales, Saccharomycetaceae. Gene Ontology annotation, biological process: meiotic joint molecule formation; meiotic strand invasion involved in reciprocal meiotic recombination; homologous chromosome pairing at meiosis. Gene Ontology annotation, cellular component: DNA recombinase auxiliary factor complex; condensed nuclear chromosome.